Molecule: messenger RNA, 3455 nt
Organism: Penaeus chinensis
Lineage: Eukaryota; Metazoa; Arthropoda; Malacostraca; Decapoda; Penaeidae
Product: dCTP pyrophosphatase 1-like
Exons: 4
Coding region: 55-528 (157 amino acids)
Biological process (GO): nucleoside triphosphate catabolic process
Molecular function (GO): nucleoside triphosphate diphosphatase activity
Source: RefSeq, a predicted model, not a curated record
CAAAGGUAAACAAACUCGGCACGUGAAGACACUACAUCACCCAACAACAGAACCAUGGCCCAAAGCGAUCCUGAGGAUAGAGAGUUCAAAUUCAGCUCAAACCUUAGCCUGGAGGAGAUACGUUCCGACCAGCACAACUUCUGCAAAGAGCGUAACUGGGCCCAGUUCCACCCUCCACGGAACGUCUUGUUGGCGCUGGUAGGAGAGGUGGGCGAACUCUCAGAGCUGUUCCAGUGGCGUGGAGAGGUGACCAGAGGACUGCCAGACUUCUCAGCACACGAGAAAACCCGCGUGGGCGAAGAGCUCAGUGACAUACUGAUAUACCUAGUGGAUUUGGCAGAACAGUGUGAGAUUGAUCUGCCUCGGGCGGUGAAGGAGAAGAUGGUUAAGAACGCAGAGAAGUACCCAGUGGAGAGGGUAUUGGGUCGGAGUGAUAAGUAUGAUGAUUACCCCGAGUACCUUCACCAGGAGGCCCCAGCGGGUGAGGAACCGCAGCCAGAAAGGGAGGAGGGUGAUGGCAGUGAAUGAGAAAUGAAGCUAAAUGUAACAGCUCUCUUAAAUGUGUGUGUGUGUGUAUUGUGAAAGGUGAAUGUGGCAUUGCACCGUGUGUUUUAUCAUAUGGGUUUUGUCAUGCUGUCUGCCACAGUCUCUUGCCGUCAUUCUUUAUUUUAUCUCUUUGUUCCACUUUCUUCCCAUUUUUUCCUCUCUCUUUCCCUCUUCCUACCCCACUGUUAAUUAUGUGACUCUCCUCCCUUAUUCUAUCUAUACCUUCUUCCCUUUUCUUUUCCCCUUCCCUUAUUCUAUCUAUACCUUCUUCCCUUUUCUUUUCCACUUCCCUUAUUCUAUCUACACCUUCUUCCCUUUUCUUUUCCACUUCCCUUAUUCCAUCCAUCUGACUUUUUCCCUUGCCACUUUUCCCUCCCUUAUCUCAUAUCCUUUUCUGUCCUCAAGCUCAAGAUCACACAACACAGUGUGACAUAAAGCCAAACUGUCCAUGAAGAGCAUUCCAUUUUUACCUGGUGGUAGUUAUAAAGAUAAAAGAAAUGUGUGUUUAAGUGGGACAACUCUUAAGUAAGAUUAACCCAUUUGUGACAGGUAAUGUACUAUCACAUCAUGGUGAAUAAUCAUAGAUGCUGGAUGACACCUCAUGUUCUGAGUCUAUGCUUUGACCACCAAGAUUGUGUGCCAGACUUCAAACUGGACAGUCGCCCCGGGUGUGAAGUGGUGUACGCUAAUGGACACCCAUCCUUGACAGGCUUUGCUGAAACUUUUAUCUGUCAUUAUUGGGUUAAGGGAAAAUUUGGGGUCUCCAAAGGAGGUAAAGGUAGGGCAGGAGAAAUUGGAGCAGCAUUAUUUGGUGGAAGGGAAUAAACAGACUUCCACCCAUUCCUUGUUGAUGCAGUUUGAGUGUUGUUACAACAAGCACCUACAAAAGGGGCAAAUUGUUGUUGAAUAGUAUAGUUUUUAAGGAAAUGCAUUGUUGAUGUAUCUUUUUUUUUUUUCUUCAAAAGCACAAGAGAGAAUUGUUACCUAAUGCACAAGUGUAUCACAGUCAUUAUUCUUGUCUGCAGGCAAGAAAAGAACAAAGGGCUUGGUAGCAUAAGGGGCCUCUAAAAGAAUGCACAAGUUGUUAUUCAGGUCAAUGAUAUUAUUUUUAUUAUUAUUUCUUUCCGGUUCACAAGGUUAUUUAAGGUAUAGUGUUUUAAGGUCUUCAUUGUGGUUGCAUCCUUGCCAUGAUGCUGAACCUCAGUCUCAGCAGAAACGUUUAUACUCUUCAUAACCAGAGUGUUAUAUAUAUAUAUAUACCAUAGGUAAGAAAUUUAUAUAUUUUUUUAAAUAUUUCCAUUUUUACCCAGCAAGAUGAAUGGGUCACAUCACCAUUUUGAAUUUUAGGGAAAGGGUAUUCCAUUCUUCUCAUACAAGCAAACAUCAGUCACAUAAUUGCAUGCAUUAGGGUUCAUACAAACCAACACUGGAACUGACAAUCUCAAAGCCACAUUGUGGAGAUGGCUUCUUUACAUGUUUGUCUGUGUUACAUUUGCUGCAAGAAAAGGAUUUUUUUCACUCUAGAACUUAUUUUUCUUCUGAAAUCCAAACUUUUUAGAAACAAAGAAUGUAGGAGCUCAAUAUGUCCAUGAAUAGGUCAUUUUCAUACCAAAAAGUUUGCUAAUCUAUGCAGAGUGUUCAGGAAAAAGUAGAUCUGCCCAGAAACAAGUCAAAGACUGACAAAGUACUUUGAGAACAGUCGAACAGUGCAUGCAGGAACCAAAAGACUGAGUGAAGGCUUAGUAGUUUGGGAAACAUCUCUGUAUGUUCUUGUACUGAGGAGGGGAGUAGUUCAAGAAAACCAUAAUGCACGUAUGAUGUGGUAUGUGAGCACAUGAGUGAGCCAGAGAAUACAUCAGAGUCCAAGAUGAUGUGUCCUCAUCCAGCACAAAGCAGCGUGUGUAGAGAUAAGUUUCAAGAUAAGUUCCGAGAUAAGUUCCUAGUUUUGAGUAAGUAAAGCAGGGUGUUCAACGGAUGUGUUCAUGAACUUUAUAAGUUUUAAGGCUUCCUCUCUGAAAGUGUUUGAGAACACUAUUUAGUAAUGAAACCAUCAAAUCUAUGCCUUGGCCUGGAGGCUUGGAGAUGAUAGGGACAGAAAAUAAUGCCAGUGAUUUUAUUGUAACAUACAGCAUUGUUUCAGAAUCAGUUUUCAGCCUUUUGGUGAGACAAUAAAGUACAUGAAAUAACUGAAAAAUGUAUGGUCUUUCUAAAAAAAAAAAAAAAAGUCAAAUUUUCUCUCUUUAAAAAGUACUUGAUGAUAAUUAGGUAAUUUUACAUUAUAGUGUGAGUCUCUGUAGAAUGAUAGUUGUUCAAUUUCAAUAAGAAUAUGUUAUAGAUUUAAUCCUCGGAGGUAGUUAGUACACACAUUAUUAGUAUAUAGGACAACGUGUUUUUGUAAUUAGGAAUCAUGAAGAUAUCUGUUUUAAUAGAUUUCACAGUCCAGAGAAGUUGAUACAUAGUUGACUUGUUGCAGUAGUGCCCAGAAAUUGUUGCAGUGGGGGAAGAGGAAGCGAGGGGACAGUCUAGUGUGUAAAGCCCCCCCCCCCCCCCUUCCAUUCAAGAUCCUACUGUAUACUAUUGUUGUAGAUGUGUGAUUUCUCAGUACUGUCCUUCCUUUUUUUUUUUAGAUGUAUGCUUAUAUAAAUACCACAUGUGUGAUUUUUGAGGAUUGUCCUUUCUUUUAUUAGUAUUAUUAUGUGUUUGCUUAUAUAAAUGCCACAAGUUCUCAAGAUUCACUUUCACCCGUCCACUUAGACAUGAAGAGGGGGUAAGUACAUUUCUAAGUGCUCCCUUCCCUCACCCCAUCCCCUAUCCUCCUUCCCCACUCCACUCUCCUCUCCCCUCCCCCCACUCCCUUCCCCUCCACCUCUCUCUUUUCUUCUUCCUCCUGUUCCUCCUCCUGCUCCUUC